Blepharisma stoltei is the source of this 939-nucleotide messenger RNA. The record is from the annotation of a GenBank genome assembly. Lineage: Eukaryota; Ciliophora; Heterotrichea; Heterotrichida; Blepharismidae.
AUGAUUGGAUUAACUAUCACAAGAGAUCAAAGCCGAUAUCAAAUGAUUAGCAAAUUAGGUGAAGGUGCGUAUGGAAAAGUUUAUAAGGCAAAGGACACUAAAACCAACUCUAUAGUCGCACUUAAAGAAUCAGUAAUCACUAUGGAUUCUGAAGGAAUCCCAGCUCAGACUAUUCGCGAGAUCUGCCUGCUAAGAGACCUUCUUCAUCCAGGAGUAGUUUAUCUCCAGGACGUCCUCAUAUUAGAAAACAAGCUUUAUUUAAUCUUUGAGUACUUAGAGCAAGAUUUACGCUAUUUUCUCGACAAUUGUGUACUUCCACUGCCUGAGCCGAUCAUAAAGAAAUUCCUGAUACAGCUUCUCAAUGCUUUAAACUACUGCCACUCACAUAGAAUUAUCCACAGAGAUCUCAAGCCUCACAAUCUUCUAUUAGACUCAAAUAACGACCUUAAAAUCGCUGAUUUUGGCCUUGCCAGAGCUUUCCAGAUCCCUUGCAGACCAUAUACAACUUCAGUCCAAACUUUAUGAUACAGAGCUCCAGAAAUUAUUUUAGGCUGCGAAAUAUAUAAUACAGCAAUUGACCUAUGGUCUGUAGGGUGUAUAAUGGCAGAGCUUAUGAAUGGGUAUCCUCUUUUUCCUGGUAGAAAUCAUAUUGAUCAGUUAUUUACGAUUUUCAGACUUUUAGGAACACCUAAUGAGUCUACUUGGGAAGGCGUCACUAAUUUUAGAUAUUAUUCGCCUGAUUUUCCGAAAUGGACACCAGUGCCAUUUGAAAGACUGUUCCCUGGGUUUAGUGAAGUAGGGCUUGAUCUGCUUGAACGGCUUUUGUCUAUGAAUCCUGAAAAAAGGAUUUCUGCUAGAGAUGCUCUUAAUCAUGUAAUGUUUAUUUAGCCUUUUUUGAAGAGCUCAGGAGUUUUGACUGAGAGAUUAAGUAUUCAUUAA